Molecule: messenger RNA, 7613 nt
Organism: Vollenhovia emeryi
Lineage: Eukaryota; Metazoa; Arthropoda; Insecta; Hymenoptera; Formicidae
Product: cyclin-T
Exons: 7
Coding region: 579-5369 (1596 amino acids)
Biological process (GO): positive regulation of DNA-templated transcription, elongation; regulation of transcription by RNA polymerase II
Cellular component (GO): cyclin/CDK positive transcription elongation factor complex; nucleus
Molecular function (GO): cyclin-dependent protein serine/threonine kinase activator activity
Source: RefSeq, a predicted model, not a curated record
CACGAAGCUCCCUCAUACAUGCUCGUUCGGCGACGGUGCCCGGCCGACGUCAACGGAACGUCGCGACCCGACGCUGCGGUUACGCGCGUCCCGCGAGCGUGGUGGCUGGAGAGCGACUCGACCAGGGUGGUGCGGCGGGUAAUCACGACCGCUGUGGUUAUUCCAGGUACGUCGUUCCAGCGUGACAGUCGCGCGAUCAGCAGUGGUGAAGCGGCGAGGAGGAGAAGGAAGCAGCUCGGCGCUCCCUUCGCGCUCCUCGGCGCGCGGGCCGCCUCCGCGGGACCACCGCGGGAGCCCUUUGUCCCCGCGGCGUCCGCGACAUCGCAUCUCGUCGCAUCGCGUUGCGUCAUUCGCCCUCGCGGCGCCAUUUUCGAUCAUUCGAGAUCGAGCAGCGUGACGCUAGCCGCCGAGAGCGAGAGCGGCGACGGUAGGACGUGACUCCAGCGAGCGCGCGCGUCAAGCGCCGCGCACCCCGUCCCUCCGCUUCCGCCCGACGUCCUAGCCGUUCGCGCCACGCAACGUGCCUGUCAAGAGUGUGCAUCGUUUACGGAUCACGGGCGGAUUGUAUUUACAUAUAAAUGGCGGCGGACGAAAGAUGGUACUUCACGAGAGAGCAGCUUGCAAACACGCCGAGCAGAAGAUCCGGCAUCGACGCGGACAAGGAGCUGAGCUAUCGGCAGCAAGCGGCCAAUUUCAUCCAGGACAUGGGACAACGUCUCGUUGUAUCGCAAUUAUGCAUAAACACCGCCAUUGUGUACAUGCACCGGUUCUACGUGUUCCACUCGCUGGCACAGUUUCACAGGAAUGCCAUUGCAGUGGCUGCGCUCUUUCUAGCAGCAAAAGUGGAAGAACAACCGAGGAAGCUAGAACACGUUAUCAAAAUGGCAUACAUGUGUCUCCACAGAGAACAAGCCCCACCUGACAGUAGGUCUGAGCAAUUUCUCGAACAAGCGCAAGAUCUGGUCUUCAACGAGAACGUCCUCCUGCAGACGUUGGGAUUCGAUGUUGCCAUUGACCAUCCGCACACACACGUUGUUAGAUGUUGUCAACUAGUAAAAGAAUGGAAUGUUUCUAUUUCAGCAAGCAAGGAUUUAGCCCAGACAUCAUACUUCAUGGCAUCUAACAGUCUACACUUAACUACAAUGUGUCUACAGUAUAAACCAACCGUUGUCGCCUGUUUUUGCAUACACCUCGCAUGUAAAUGGUCUAAUUGGGAGAUACCACAGAGUGUUGAAGGAAAACAGUGGUUUUGGUACGUAGACAAAUCCGUAACUGCAAGCCUCCUCCAAGAACUUACAGACGAAUUUCUUCAUAUAUUCGACAAGUGCCCAUCGAGAUUAAAACGAAAAAUCAUGAGCAUCUCCGCGAAUCAGAGUCCAAGCAUGCAUCAUCCGAGUCUCCCAAAUUCGCCAUUCGAUACCGAGCCGCGUAGAAUACAAUCUCCAGCAACAUUGGACGGUGCCGCUGCAGCCGUUGUUGCACAUUUUAGAGGCUCCCAUCACAUGGAUGACGUCAGCCAUUCGAGCCGUUCUCAUCACACGGUGGAAGGUGUCGCUCAUUCGAGUCGCUCUCAUCACGUAGCGGAAGGCACCUCGGGUGCCUCCGCCGUCGCCUCUGCUCAUUCGAGCCGCUCUCACCACGGGUCGGAUAGUGCCGCUUCUACCUCCAGCUCCUCCGUUACUGCCCAUUCAAGUCGCUCUCAUCACACGACGGACGGCGCCAGCCAUUCGAGUCGUUCUCAUCACGCGACAGACAGCGCGGCCUCUGCCGCCCAUUCGAGUCGUACGCAUCACGUGGACAGCGCCGCCGCAGUCGCUGUCCAUUCGAGUCGCUCGCAUCACGGGCAGCAGGAGAAGCAGGAUGAGAAGAAAACCGGGGCUAUCGCAGGACCAUCGAGAACAACCGCGAUAGAUUUCCGAGAGUAUCGGGAGCGAGAGAAGAGGGAUCGGGAGCGUACUCUGGAGCGGGAGAAGGCAGCCGCCGCUAUCCUGACGAGCCAUCUCGGUGAUCCUAACAAGCCCCACCAUUCGCAUCAUCAUAAACAAAUGUCGAGCGCAAGUAUGCCGAGCAAACACCAGAUGCCCUCUAUGCAAAAGGGCACUGGCGCCCUUCAUCAUAAUCAUCAUCAUCGGCCGGACAUGAAAGUCGGUCAACCGGUGCCGCAAAGACACUCGGCUGGCAGUCAACUUAAUCGUGAGCCCAAUAGGCAACGAUUGCCGAGAGAGCACAAUGCCGGUAUGGCCAGCACAAGUGCUGGUGUAGCACACUCCUCGCAUCAUGCCAAUUUAGAUAGUUCCUCGUCCGAAUCUAUACCACAUAGGUCGGACAGCGGCGCCGGGCAAGAUUCCGCGUCCUCGGCGCAUGGUAGUUUGCAGGAGAAGAGUAAUAAUCACAGCGGACAUAGACUGAACGCGCUCGAUGGCAAGCAUCAGGCGCACGACAAGAGGUUGUACCGCGGGGAGGACCCGAGGCUCAAGUCCGCAAAGUAUCUAGAUAUGAACAGAAUUGAGAAUCAACGGCGGAAAGCGGAGACGCUGGAGCAGAGAAGCGAGGAAGUGCGGAAACUGAUCGAGAAGCCGUUACCGCCGCCGAAACAGGCGGAUAUACCAUAUUUCAUGCAUGCGCAGCAGAAACAGCAGGCGCACCAUGCCAAGUACAAUCAGCAGCAGCAGCAGCAGCAGGAGAAAGGCAGUUCAUUCGUGAGUGAUACGAAGCAUGCACCGACUGCCAGCCAGAACGCGCUUCCGCAGGGCACGUCGCCAGGCGCCUCGUCGUCGCAGAAGACCGCGUCCGCUAAGGUGUACAGCCAGCACACUGCGCAGGGUGUAUCCCAGAUUCUGAAGGAUAUCAUCAAAAAUGGCAAUUCUCAGUCUUGUCUGAGUACACUGAACAACGUGGAUGAUACGAAGUCGGAGAAGCGUUCGCGAUCGACAGCGCACGAGGAAUUCGCCGAGAGGAAUUCCGUCGACGUUCUACAGGGCAAUUUGCAUACGCCACCUAGCAAGCACAGAUCGCUGUUCAGUCCGGAGACGCCGAUUGUGCCCAGAGAACCGCACGUGCAAGGCGCAAAGCCUAAGUCGAAACAGAAGACGCCACCCUCCGCAGCCGCGAAGCUGAAAGAACGCGUGUCGCCGUUCGUGAGCUCUCCUACUAUGCAAGACGCGUUAACGAUGAAACGACCGUCCAAUGAUGCGCAUAAGAGGACCCGUGCAUCGAACAUCAGCGAGAGUGAACAUUCGAUGAAGGUGAUAAAACAGGAAAUCAAGACAGAAAUCAAGACGGAAAUUAAGACAGAAAUCAAGACGGAGGAUGCAGCCAGUUUGGAGGCGAUGAAGAUGCUCGGCCGCGUGCCCGACUUGAUUCAACCCCUCCGCGACAAUCCGUCAUCGUCGAACGGCAGGAACAGCAGCGCGUCAUCCGUCAUUAACGACCUGAAACCGCCGGAGCUCAUCAAACCAUUUGAGUCGGAUCAGCUUCGUUUCAACGCGAUGUCACAGCACAAAGCAUCAUCGAUAAAUGUGAACGCACUGACUAAUGGCAUGGACCUUAACGUGGUGGUGAAGCAUGAAUUCCCGGAACAUCGUGUGAAACGGGAACCUGUGGACCAUUGUAUAAAGAAAGAGCUAUUGGAACACAGAACCCCGGAACUGACUCAUACCCAGUCGCAGAUAAAAGUCGAGUACACGUCGCCGAUGAAGUCCGCGCAGAGUAUAAGCGCGUUGCUCCAGGAGACACUGCCGCCGAUGCCGUCGCUGUUGCAGGGACUGCAACAACCUGGCCAAUCGUCUACCCAACGGGUGCACCAGGAACAAUUGCAGCACCAGCACCAGCAGCAUCAGCUACAGUCGAUUCAGCAUUCGUUGAUGGAUCACCAAUUGCCAGUGACGACUCAAUGUUUAUCGAUGACUAGCGACAGUUUCACGCCGAUAGCCUCGACCGUUGAUAUCAGUGUUCUCUCCGACAGUAUAUCAAUGACACUACCAAGCAACAGUAACAUGAUGGAGUUGGCAGCGCCAGCAGCCACCGUGGUAGCAGCUGUUCCUCCAGUCGAGGAGAAGCGGUCGGAGCAUCAUAAGAGUGAGAAAAAGAAAAAGAAGGAGAAACACAAGCAUAAAGAUAAAGAGAAGACUAAAGACAAGCAUAAGCACAAACAUAAGGAUAAGGACAAGGAGAAGCAUCGUGAGAAAAAAGAUAAGGAGAAAAGCGAGGAGACGCCAGCGGCGGCGCCCAUAAAAAUCACGAUUCCCAAGGACAAACUGAACCUGGGGACGGAAGCGUCGUCGUCUACUGUGACCGGCGGAGGAGUCGGCUCGCUGGACAAAAAUAUAUCGCCGCAGGGCACGGGUCUGAAAAUCAAGAUCCCCAAAGAACGGCUCAAGGGGAGCGAUAGCGUGCCCAGUUUGCCAGCGCUGCCACCAUUGGUGCAGGGUCCGCUAAAGAUCAAGAUCCGCACCGAUAUUAUCGCGAGGAGUUCCGCGUCGACGCCGCUGCCGCCGCUGAUGCCGCCGCCGUCGAUGUCAUCAACGUCAUCAACGUCGUCGUCGAACGGUUCGAGCGGAUCCUCGCACAUGCAGCUCCUUUCCGGCGAGCCAUCCGCGAACGAAACGACGAGCCGGAAGCGCGAGCGAGCCGAGACGAUCGGCGACAGCUCGGGCAGCCUCCCGCUCGCGAAGAAGCAAGCGCUGACGAUACCAGCGACGAGUGGGUACGGCCAGAGCCAUCGACCUGGGGAACGGCAGAACGGCAGGCACUAUAACACCAGCAGUAAUAAUAAGGUACGUGGUAGAGGCGUCCGUCAGCAUCACGGCGGUCGCGGUCCACCACCACAUCACGCAGUUGCCGGUCAGCGCGGUAAUGCUGGUGGUCACUACCAGCGGGAGAUUUACGGUAACGGCCGCGGUAGCCGCGGUCAUCAGCAUUAUCCUCCCCACCAGUUCCACCAUCCCCCGACCGUUCGCGGCGACGUCGGCGGGUUUCCGCGUGACCAGGGCGCGGAGUCUUAUUUUUAUGCUAAUUAUCCGACAUCAAUGUUUAAUACGCCCGCUGGUUACGUGUACGACCCCUCCUAUCAACAGUACUAUCAGCAAUUUCAACAAUCUCAGUACUCGAUGUACCCGGCGGGAAGUAAUCUGAUAAUGACGCCGGACGGCGCCAUCAACACGUCGGUGCCACCGCCGUCGUUGCUCUCAAAUCACCUCUAUCAGAAUCAAAGCGUCAUUCACUCUCAGUCGGCAGCGUCCACCCGGCAGGAAGAUACGCAAUUGUUGCCCCCACCGCCUCUUCAACCGCCACCGUCGCCUCCUCCCCUGCCGAGUGGGCCGCCACCACCGCCGCCUCCACCGCCACCUCCUCCGUCAAUGUCAGAAUGAUGAGACGUCUCACUUUAUAUGUAUAUAUGUAUAUAUUGUAUAUACACACGUGUCUGCCUUAAAAUUCUGCGUGAAACGUCUAAGAAGCCAGGGUGAGCCAACCUACGGAUUAUUCUUGGCUAACAUUUUCGUUCGAUGAUUAUGAUUUUGUGUCAUCAAUAACUGAUAAUUUGCCAGAGCGUUCAAAUCGUAACAUUGAAUGGAAACGUUUACCAAGACUAAUCCGUGUAGGACUCUAGCGUCCUACAAGAUACAGAAUUUUAAGACUGAUAGGUGAUUAGUCAAUCCGCAAUGCUCGGUUUCGGCGUCAUGAUCCCUCUUGCACAUCUGUGCAUCAGAUAUUGUAUACGGGAUCUACAAUUCAAAACGGAUACAUGUACAGACGACGAGGGCAACAAUUGCGUAUCUUCCUGUCGAGCGAACGCAACCGACUGAGAGUGAAUUACGUUUCGAUUUCGAUCUAGAUAGAAGUGAUUUUUGGAACAACGCUGAUUCAGGACGGUUCUAUAGAGGAAUGUUUAUGACGAGAUACUCUCAGUGGGUUGUCACUUCCUUCCGAGGUUGAAUAAAACCAACGGAUAUUCUGACUGGAAUUGAACUCGAAUCUUCUACUCGUUGGAGCAGCGCAUAUCUCUGCACUGUCGCCACAAUAUAUUCUGGCGAUCGUGGUGUACGUGCGCUGCUCUAAUAAGACGAGGAUCCAAGUUUAAAUCCAAUCAAAACAUCGUUGGUUUUUAUUCGGUCAUAAAUAUCAUUUGAACGAUAUCCAAACGAUGAUCAAAUAUUGUCAUCCUGCCACGCAUAUCCCUUUAGGGGUAUAGCCCUCCAGAUUAGAGAUUUCCUUCGGCAAGGUUAGCAACAUACCGAAGAUGAAGCAAAACCAAAUGCUGAGUACCGGAAACGAACUGGAUAAAACAGGCACACUAAUAUACGAGCAGGAAGAAGAUAUAUCGUGGUCGCUACCAGCGGGAGAUUUAUAGUGACGGUUGCGUUCAUCGGCAUUCAUUCCCAUCAGUUUCACCACCCCUCGUGGCCAUUCGCGGCGACGUAGACAGGUAUACGAGGGAGAUCAGGGCACGGGUUCUUAUUUUUUAUGCUAAUUACCCGGCAUCAGUGUUUAACACGUACGGGGGCACGUGUACGAUUCUGUACAUGUCAGCAUUUCAAUGUAUAUAUUUGAUCACCGUUUGGAUAUCGCGUUCUUUCUUUCCCUCCACUCUUCUUUCUCUUUGUUUCCUUCUUCUUUUUUCCCUUCUGUAGUAGUUCUGUCUCAAAUAAAGUGCUCUGGAAGCGAUUAAUUUUGGAUUCGUAUAUCGCGUUCGAAAAUCUGUACAUAUGAAUAUGAGAGUGUAAUACAGUCUGUAUAAUUAAUCAAACUUAUUGGAGGAUUUGUGAUUAAAAGGAGACCGUAUAUCUAAUAUAUUCCUCCAACAAUAUAAAAUUCUGUUUAUGUAAAUAUAUAAUAUUUAUCUGUCGCAUGAACUCAGACUGUGGACAUGAUAAAUUAUCUUUGUCACUUUUGAAAUUAGUAUAUAUUUUUUAUACAAAUAUAUAAUGAAAAUAUACAUUUUUUAAUAUGAUUGUACACAUAUAUACAUGUAUCUCUUUCACUUGGAUUGUUGAAAUCCAUCGCAAGACUUUAAUCGUUCUCCAAGCCAUACAAACACAUGCUAUUAAUUUUGAAUCUUUCUCUUCGAUUUUGCGAAACAGUUUAGUAGAAUAGCAGCAUGACGCCGUGCCGUUUAUCCUUUCUCACCUGACUGCUUCGAUCGUUUCUUCUUUCCAUACAUAUAAUACCCACUGUAGAGAAUCUUAGUUGACCGUGUGACAUCUCGUUCUAGUGUUUUGAGUCUGUCGUAGUGAAGCGAGUAUAUAGGUUCGGUAAUGCAAUCCGAAUGCCUAGACACUCGCAUGAAAACAUGUGCAAAUGCAAAGUACCGAUGGUAUAUUGAUAUGGAUAAAUUGUGCUAUGUUCGAUUAAAUGCAUAGGAUCGAUCUCUUAAAUCUGAAAAGAAGUUAAAUUUAAGAGAUCGAUCCAUGCUAUAACGAUUAAAUUUUUUAACUAUUGAUAUUAUGACAAUGCAACGUGUCGACGAUAUUAUUUGCAAAUAUUUAUUUCCUUUUAAUUUCUCUUUUCAAAAUUAGUCUCCCCACUUGUAGCCAGCAUGAUCUACGUACUGUAAGAGUUUGCUCUAGAAUACACCUGUUCUUGCUUGCUACUACUUUCCUUUUUAUACACAGUAC